AUGAGAACAUUGAGAUACAGAACAGCAAAAUAAGAAAUGAAUGAUAUCAGUAAAGCUUUAUAAUCUGUGGGUUCAGUAUAAUUUAUGUACAUAAUCAUGUAGAUGUCAAAAUAAGGAGGAAAUCCAUUUAUAGAGAUCAAGAGAACUUUAGAAGAAUUUUAUGCAAAGAUAACUAUAUUAGCUAAAUCAGAUUCUCCUCUUUUAACUUUGGCCGGUUCACUAGAAGAACUGUUACAAUUAGAUUUUCAAGGAUCUUGCUAGAUUAAUUUUGGAUGAAUACAAUUCAGAAAAGAAUAGAAUUAAUAAGUUAAGCAAAUAGAAAUUAACAAUUAUAUGAGGAAAGAGGAGAAAGAAGACAAAUAUACAACAAUUAAACUUUAUAAUUUAUAAUUCUAAAAUUGAGGAAUUUAAUAGUUUUUGUGAUGAAAUAUAAAAUAUUUAAACAUUUGUAGAGAAUAAAUAAAAGGGUUUAGAGGAUAGUGGGAGUUCUCAAGAUAUUUUAAGAAUAUUUGAGGUUCAAUGAGGGGAUAGCAAUUAGAGUUGAUAAAUCAUUAAUUAGUAAGGCGUCAGCAAUUUAAGAUGCAUUAAAAUAAAUAGGUAAUGAUGUAAAUUGUUAAGUGGGAUGA
Paramecium sonneborni is the source of this 626-nucleotide messenger RNA. Lineage: Eukaryota; Ciliophora; Oligohymenophorea; Peniculida; Parameciidae. The record is from the annotation of a GenBank genome assembly.